Clupea harengus (Atlantic herring) is the source of this 671-nucleotide messenger RNA. RefSeq names its product golgin A7 family, member Bb (gene golga7bb). Lineage: Eukaryota; Metazoa; Chordata; Actinopteri; Clupeiformes; Clupeidae. Gene Ontology annotation, biological process: peptidyl-L-cysteine S-palmitoylation; protein targeting to membrane. Gene Ontology annotation, cellular component: palmitoyltransferase complex. The record is from RefSeq and is a predicted model, not a curated record. The transcript has 4 exons. The annotation marks the transcript as partial.
UAGUUCCACAACCUUCAGGAACUGUGUCCAAGCGCCUCUCUGGCCACUAAAGUCUUCAUCCAGAGGGACUACAGUGAUGGAACCAGCUGCAAGUUCCAGACUAAGUUCCCCUCUGAGCUGGAGAGCAGGAUAGAGCGCCCUCUACUGGAAGAGACGGUGAAGACACUGAACAGCUUCUACAGGGAGGCGGAGCGAAUCAGUGGCCACGCCUACCUUGAGGGCUGUCUCGCCUGUGCUACCGCUUACAUCAUCUACCUCUGCCUAGAUACACGCUAUGAGAAGGUGCUGAAGAACAUCUCUAGCUACAUUCAGGAGCAGAAUGAAAAGAUCUUCGCGCCCCGCGGCCUCCUCAUAACAGACCCCAUUGACAGAGGCAUGAGAGUGAUAGAGAUCUGUGUGUUUGAGGACCGGUGUUCCAGCGGAAGCUCCAGCAGCUGCAGUGGCAGUGGCAGUCCUGCAGGGGGCAGUGUGCGGUGACUGGAGGAGCAGCACCAGGACUUUGGGUAUGGGGGAGCAGGACUAGCCAGCAUCCGCAUGCUGAAACACGAGAGCACCCGAUUCUGAAGGGGGACCCAUUCCGCCCCUUUACAUCUCUACACACCAACAACCACACACACAUCAUACACACAGACACACACAUACCAUUAACUCUACACACCAACAACCACACA